UUAAUGAAAAGAUAAUUAAAGUUAAUAUUCAUUUGCUGAACUCGGUUUAAAAAACCAGCAGUUUAGUGCAGGUUGUGUUUGUACUUUAACCGAUUGAAGCGUCGUGGUGACGAGUAAACAAGUCGAAAUAGUAAUAGAACAGGUGGAGUAUUGAUCGUUAAAUGUGAGCCGAGUUAUUAACUAGGUUCUUCUGGUUCUCACACUUCUCUGCUCUUCCUCUGUAAAGAGAGAGAGAGAAACAUGCCGUCGAACAAGUCUGUGUCGGACGCCCCCAUCACCCAGUUCAUCAACUGCAGAAUCCUGAGAGACCACAAGCUGCAGAGGGAGGACCUGUGGGUGCGUGAAGGGAGGAUUUUAGAUCCAGAGAAGUUGUUCUUUGAUGAGCAGGGUUACGCUGACGAGUGUGUGGACUGUGAAGGCAGCAUCAUCACCCCGGGCUUCAUAGACGUCCAGAUCAACGGAGGAUACGGCGUCGACUUCUCUCAGGCCUCUGAUGAUGUUGGCGGCGGCGUUUCUAUCGUGGCUAAAAAGAUCCUGGAGCACGGCGUGACGUCCUUCUGUCCGACGCUGGUCACCUCCCCUCCCACCGUCUACCACAAGGUUUUACCUCAGGUCAAAGUUCACAACGGAGGACGACAUGGAGCUGGAGUUCUCGGUUUUCACCUGGAGGGCCCGUUCAUCAGCGUGGAGAAGAAAGGAGCGCACCCGGAGCAGUUCCUCCGCAGCUUUCAGUCCGGAGGGAUCGUCGACCUGAUGGAGACCUAUGGUGGCCUGGACGACGUUGCCAUGGUAACACUGGCUCCUGAGCUGGCCGGCAGCGAAUCGGUGGUGAGGGCGCUCUGCCAGAGGGGCAUCACCGUGUCGUUAGGUCACUCGGUGGCCAACCUGUCUCAGGCCGAGGACGCCGUUAGCAGCGGAGCCUCGUUCAUUACUCAUCUCUUCAACGCCAUGUUGCCUUUCCACCAUCGGGACCCAGGGAUCGUGGGUCUGCUGACCAGCGACCGGGUGCCUGCGAGCAGGACGGUGUUUUACGGCAUGAUCGCUGACGGGAUCCACACCAACCCUGCUGCUCUGCGUAUCGCCCACAGAGCCCACCCCUCAGGUCUGGUGCUGGUGACGGAUGCGAUCGCAGCGAUGGGUCUUCCCCCCGGGCGUCACAUGCUGGGCCAGCAGGUCAUCGAGAUCCAGGGUCUUCACGCUUACGUGGCAGGCACGAAGACGCUCAGCGGCAGCAUCGCCACCAUGGACAUGUGUGUGCGACACUUCAAACAGGCCUCAGGCUGCAGUGUAGAAGAAGCCCUGGAAGCUGCUUCUCUUCAUCCAGCUCAGCUUCUGGGCCUCAGCCAUAAGAAAGGAAACCUGGACUACGGCUCGGACGCAGACCUCACUCUGCUCGACGAUGACCUCAACGUUAAAGCCACAUACAUUUCUGGAGAUGAGGUUUGGAGAAAAGAUCCGUAGAAGAAGUGUCUGAUGGAACCUGGCCCGACAGCUGGUGCCUUCAGGGGGCGCUGUUUCCCACAGUCCACAAAUCUGAGCCAUGACUUGACUCAUCAGAUCCGAACUCAGAGUUUAUCUUUGGUUCGCUCUGCAUCCUCACUUUAAAAGACUGGAGGUAUUUCUAACCACGCCGACCAUGUGACUCUGCUGUCGCGAUGUCGUUUCAACACUUUGGUCACGUGUGGAAAUUCAAGUUUCCCCCGGAGGACGAAUAUGAAACAUACAAAAACUUCCAUUUGUCACACGAUCGAUUUCCUGCCUCAGCUCGAGUUUUGAAUACUUUCUGUUUGAGCUCCUAAUAGACAGGCUCGGUGCAGGUAUAGCGCCACCCUCUGGACAAUCUCCUAACUUUUCUCUCAAUCUGUUCCGAGUCUGACUUCGAGUUUUUAGUAGAUCUGAGGAGAUGAGAUAUUAAGGUUUUUAUAAAUGAUGAUAUUCUGAUUCUGAUUUAUUUUCAUUCCUCCUGAUACUUUCAUCAUAUUAUUUGAAUCACGUUGCACAGAAACCAGAUAAAUCAACACUGACUGACAUGAAGCAAUACGAUUUUCACGAUGAUGUUUAGAUGCAGAAGACGACUCACAGCUCGCUGCAGGAAACACACAGCGUCAUAUCUGUGUCGUAUUUAAAGGAGAAUCUGUGACCAGGGGCCCCACGUAGACGAGAGGGCCCCUGGUUUCAUCUUUAAAAACGUGCUGUGAUUUUUAAACAUUUCGUAUUUUCUAUGUAAAAUGUUAUUCCUGACGUUUAUAAAUAAAAUGUGUCUGGAUUUGA
This is a messenger RNA of Hippoglossus stenolepis (Pacific halibut), 2271 nucleotides long. RefSeq names its product amidohydrolase domain containing 2 (gene amdhd2). Gene Ontology annotation, molecular function: N-acetylglucosamine-6-phosphate deacetylase activity. Gene Ontology annotation, biological process: N-acetylglucosamine catabolic process. Lineage: Eukaryota; Metazoa; Chordata; Actinopteri; Pleuronectiformes; Pleuronectidae. The record is from RefSeq and is a predicted model, not a curated record. The transcript has 12 exons. Bases 241 to 1461 code for a protein of 406 amino acids.